AUGGCCGCUGCCUGCCCAAGUAUGUGCAGGUGCACUGCAUCCGGACGCGUCUUCUGCCAAGACAAGGGACUCACCGAAGUACCCGCCAACAUUCCUGCCGACGUCAAAUAUCUCUACCUGCAGGAUAACAAGAUUUUGAACUCGCCCGAGCUCAACGAGCGUCUCGCCAGACUUCCACGACUUGAGCGACUCUUUCUCUACAACAACCUUCUCGAGCACGUCCCCAGCUUCGAUUCUUCCACCCUCAACGAACUGGUCCUUUACGGCAACCAAAUCCGAAGCGUGGACGGCCUUGGAAACCUCCUAGCCUCAGGACUCUCAACCUUGAGCGAAACGAGCUGA
Molecule: messenger RNA, 342 nt
Organism: Oikopleura dioica
Lineage: Eukaryota; Metazoa; Chordata; Appendicularia; Copelata; Oikopleuridae
Source: the annotation of a GenBank genome assembly